AUUACAGACACAUAUUCUCUCUUAAUAAUCUCACUCUCCUAGGUCUCUUUCUCUUCAAAAACACCAAAAACAAUCCUCCCUUUUCCCACCUCUUUUAACACUUUCUUUUCCUUGUCCACCAAGCCAAAAACACUCAUUUUCUCCCUCCUCAAUCUUCCUCAUCUUUCAUUACAUAACAUAACAAAAAAUGGCACUUUUGCUAGACCAUUGCGACGGCAUUAUACUGUCAUUAGACACUACUAAAUCAGUUCCUGCUCCUUUUCUUACUAAAACUUAUCAUUUGGUAGAUGACCCUUCUACCGAUCACGUCGUCUCUUGGGGUGAAGAUGACUCCACUUUCGUCGUCUGGCGUCCACCUGAAUUCGCUCGUGACCUCCUUCCUAAGUACUUUAAGCACAACAACUUUUCCAGCUUCGUCCGCCAACUUAACACUUAUGGUUUUAGGAAGAUAGUACCAGACAGAUGGGAGUUCGCCAAUGAAUUCUUCAAAAGAGGAGAAAAACACUUACUAUGCGACAUCCACCGCAGAAAAACAGGCCAACAUCAACAAAGCAACACCCAUUGCAGCAGCAACACAACUCAUUUAAACUUCAGCCACCCUGGUGCAAACGCAUACUUAGCCGCUUGCUUCCCAGGCGGCAACCGAGUAAGCCUCUCACCACCAAACUCCGACUCCGCAGACGAUUACAUCGAAUGCGACAACAACAAUAACAACAACAACAACAACAACAUUCAUCAUGGAAACAACUUAGACUCAUCAUCUCCGUUAUCAUCUUCACCUGCCUCUUCAAAAUGCUCGUACGCCGAUGCACUCACUACACUUUCUGAAGACAACGAGCGCCUACGACGGUCCAAUACAAUGCUAAUGUCGGAGCUUGCGCACAUGAGGAAACUAUACAAUGAUAUUAUUUACUUUGUGCAAAAUCAUGUCAAGCCUGUUACUGUUACCACUACUCCAACUAAUAAUUCUUACCCUUCACCACCUUUAGUUACUGCUGUUAAUUCCAUGCCCAAAAAACCAGCUUUGAACUUAAGUCAGUUUAUCAAGAACAGUAAUUUUUCUAGUAGUGAUGAAUUUACCACUGCAACGGCUACUAACAAGGGUAAUUUUUCGAGUUUGGAAGACAAUGAAAGUAGUACUACUACAACUACAUGCUGUAAAACAAGGUUGUUUGGUGUUCCGAUUCAAUCAAAGAAGAGAUUACACCCAGAUCAGACGGUUGAGAUUAAUUAUAAGGCACGAUCUAUGUUUGGUAAUCAUGAUCGUUUAGGAUUGAAUCUUAUGCCUCCUUCUUCUUCUUCAUUAUCUUAGUUUUUUUUUUUUUUUUUUGAAAAAAGGGUAAAAAGGAAAAGAAAAAAAAAAGGACCUUUGUACGCUUCUGCAGGAUAGGAAGUGGGAUUUUGUCUGUUCUCUGUCAAGGGUCCGAUGAAAGGUGAGUAUGAAAAUGUGAGUAUAUUAUUAUAAUUACUAUGUGAUUUCAUGUACAUAAACUAGUACUUUUAUAAGUAGCAUUAGUACGAGCUUUAUGUUGUUUUCCCUCCUCAAAAGAUUCAUUAAUGCAGGUGGGUUUUUUGUUUUAAAGUAAGGCUUUAAGUAAGUUCCAAAUUGUUUUUUUUUUUUCAUAUAUUGCUUCUUUAGUUCUUUAAACUAGACUUCUUAUUUGCUUUCUGAACAGCUUAUAAUAGAAUACUUUUUUAUUGUUAUAUGAAGUACUAUAGUAUUUGAUUAUGUACCAAUUUAAAUUAUGAGAGAAGUCGUUAUUUUUAAUGCA
This is a messenger RNA of Beta vulgaris subsp. vulgaris (sugar beet), 1772 nucleotides long. Its product is annotated as heat stress transcription factor B-4. Gene Ontology annotation, cellular component: nucleus. The record is from RefSeq and is a predicted model, not a curated record. Lineage: Eukaryota; Viridiplantae; Streptophyta; Magnoliopsida; Caryophyllales; Amaranthaceae. The transcript is spliced from 2 exons. Gene Ontology annotation, biological process: regulation of transcription by RNA polymerase II. The coding region runs from base 188 to 1312 and encodes 374 amino acids. Gene Ontology annotation, molecular function: RNA polymerase II cis-regulatory region sequence-specific DNA binding; DNA-binding transcription factor activity.